AUGGUCGCCACAUUGACCUACAAGAGAGUUUCUCAAGCUCAAGAAGAAUCCUGUCCGGAAAAAUAUGACGAGCAACUUGAACAGGAUUCACCUCUCAUGGGGGUACAAAAAUCUGUCGCCAGUAAACAAUGCUGCGGACUCCAAGUUCUCAUGGCAAUUUCAAUUGCAUUACUUGGAGGGACAUGUUUGCUGUUUGCUGCAUUGCUCACCAGUCGGACACCCAGUGACCAGAAAUGUGCAACGCAAUUAUCAUCUUACUCCCCAUUGCUAGAGGCAGUGGAAUAUUACGAGGUCGACUGGGCGAAUAACUUCCAUCAGGAGUCCAUCUACCGAGGAUCACCAACUCCAGAGCUAGAACUCGCAUGGGAUCGUCUUUGGAGACAAAACGAUAUCAACGUUCCGCUGAACAAGUUAUCCUCGCUCAAUCGGUCGGUGGAUGCAAAUUGGAAGCAGACACCCACGCAAUAUGGCGGAGGCGCCGAAGCUAAUGUAGAAGUGUUUCAUCAGCUGCAUUGCCUGAACAUGAUUCGACAGUACACGUACCUUGACUCCUACGAAGUGCCGCCAGAGGGGUUUCGGAAAUCCCCAGAAAUGUCAAGAACACAUGUCGACCACUGCAUUGAGACACUACGAAUUCAUCUCAUGUGUGCAGGGGACGUGACACCUGUGCUGGUGAGGCUGGACGACUCUAAGCCUCUUGGGGCCGAGGCAGAUUUCUCGACGCAUCACAAAUGUCGCCGAUUCGAUAAAUUGACUGAGUGGAUGGAUAUCCACGCUGUACGUACAAAGGAGGCUUGA
Messenger RNA from Penicillium waksmanii, 798 nucleotides. RefSeq names its product oxidase ustYa family protein. The transcript has 4 exons. NCBI's taxonomy places the organism in Eukaryota, Fungi, Ascomycota, Eurotiomycetes, Eurotiales, Aspergillaceae. The coding region runs from base 1 to 798 and encodes 265 amino acids. The record is from RefSeq and is a predicted model, not a curated record. Gene Ontology annotation, biological process: mycotoxin biosynthetic process.